This is a messenger RNA of Camelus dromedarius (Arabian camel), 2596 nucleotides long. It is a transcript of the gene PTTG1IP, whose product is annotated as PTTG1 interacting protein. The record is from RefSeq and is a predicted model, not a curated record. Gene Ontology annotation, cellular component: cytoplasm; nucleus. NCBI's taxonomy places the organism in Eukaryota, Metazoa, Chordata, Mammalia, Artiodactyla, Camelidae. The transcript has 7 exons. The coding region runs from base 232 to 867 and encodes 211 amino acids. Gene Ontology annotation, biological process: protein import into nucleus.
AAUAAAAUUGUCACUUAAAGUGAAAGCUCUUUUCCCCUACAGUUACUUAUGAAAAUCUUCAAAAGCACAGGAGAGUGGACAGAACUGGACAGUGAACACUCACACGCCCACCGCUAGGUUUUAUCUCGUUCUGCUGUACGUCGUCCGUCCGGGUGUCCGACUCCUCCGGUCGGUGCAUUUUGAAGUUGCGGACAUCUGCGCUACCCCCGCACCUCCCUGCGCGCGUCAUUAAUGAGCUCAGCGCGUGCCUGCUUUUCCUUUGAGAUCAGUCUGAUAGAAUGCAGGCAGGGAUCUCACGUGUGCCUUCGGGCGCAGCGUGUUGUGGGGGGCGCCAGGCAGGAGGAGCCCAAGGGCCCUGGCAGGGAGCCCGGCAGUGCCCAGGACCACGUGGAGGUCGCGGCCGAGUGGGGCGUCCAGACUUCUAGGCUGUUUUCAGCUUGUUCUCAGAACACAAACAGGACCUGUGAAGAGUGCCUGAAAAACGUCUCUUGUCUCUGGUGCAACACUAACAAGGCGUGCUUGGACUACCCGGUGGCAAAAAUCCUGCCCCCCGGUUCUCUCUGCCAGCUGAGCUCUGCACGCUGGGGCGUCUGCUGGGUGAACUUUGAGGCCCUGAUCAUCACCAUGUCGGUGAUUGGGGGGACCAUCCUCCUGGGCGUCGCCGUCUGCUGCUGCUGCUGCUGCUGCAGGAGGAAGAGGAGCCGGGGGCCCGACAAGAGCGAGGAGAAGGCCAUGCGGGAGCGAGAGGAAAGGCGGGUCCGGCAGGAGGAGAGGAGAGCAGAGAUGAAGUCAAGACAUGAUGAAAUCAGAAGGAAAUAUGGUUUGUUUAAAGAAGAAAACCCGUACGCGAGAUUCGAGAACAACUAGACGCAGUCCCCGGCGCGUCCAGCGGCCUCGGCGCCUCUCCCGGGGCUGCCGCCCUCGCCCCUGGCUGAGGGGCCGUCAGAAGCCGCGCUCCCGGCACAGGCCUGUGAGCUUCUGUCCCUUUUCUCUUGUUUCUCUGCUUAGUCCCUGAGAGAGGAAGCCUGUCACGGUUUUCUUUGUUGUUUGGUUGUUAAUUUGAGGAGGAAGCCUGCACAUUCCAUCCAGCCCUGUAACCCGUCUGGUCUGCGAGCUGCGUGCAGACCCCUCCCCUCCGUCCCCCGCCCCGCACGCAGCUCAGCAGGAGGGAGAGCGCGUCCAGGUCCUCGUGGGACCCUCGUUUCCCCAGAACCACAGACGGCUUUCCAUGGACCCGGGUCCCAGGACACAGCCUGACGCUUCUUGACUGCGGCCACACCAAGUAGCUUUGAAAUUUCUUUUUUGAGUAAUUGUUGGAUUUUAUUCUCCCACCUAAAAGAUUCCAUCAGAAAACUUUACUAGCAAGGUUCAGACCACAUACGGGAUGGCUUUUAAUUUGUAUCUUUCCUGGAACAUCAAGAUUCUUUGCUAAUGGAAACCUGCAGUGUGAAACAGCCUCUCCGAGGGCGGUACUCGGGGAUCAUAGCUCCGGCCCCACUGUCAGCAGGGCAGUCCUGCGCCCUCACAAGUGCUGCCUGAGUCUCGGGCCCGCCCUGCCUGUCUGCCACGGUCAUUUAGGGAUGGUGGGUGACCGCAGGUCCGCCUUGGGAGGAAGGGACUGCGUGCUGGCCACCUGCUCCGCUGGGCUCUGUGCCCUGGGGCCGGCGUGUGCCGGGCAGUGGGACGGUCCCCACGCACCACAGGGGAUGCCGGCACCUGUCCCGCUUGUCAGACGACCCGGCUCCCAGCCUCGCCCCUUGUCUCGGGCACAUUUGAGAAGCUCCUUCAGAGGCAGCUUCUUGAGGGGGCUCAGGGGCCUGUCCAGGGCCUGGGUGCGGCACGCAGUGGUUCCGCUUCUUCCAGGUCAAGGUGCGAGACUUGAGUCAGUAGUCCGACUGCUCUCUGGUGGGGACAGCAGGCAGUGAAGUCACCGUGAGCUGCCUUUGUUGAAAGAGACCUGAAAAUAGUCCCAGUUGCCCAACUGCUUUGACUUAGAGAAACCCUGAGCUUUGGAAGGCGGGAGGCUGGUGUCCCCACUUCACUCCGGGUCAUGAGUUAGAGCGUCAGAUGAGCCUACACAGCCACCGCGGUAAGAGCGUCACCAGACACCUGGGCGGCCGGCUGUCCACAUCGCAGCUCUGUGUCUGAAUGAACGGUUCUGCCCUCAGGCGUUCACAAACUAAGAAACAACCUUAACAAACUCUUUAGUCUACUUCUCUGCCUUCUCGGGCAUCUGAUAGCGACUUAGAGUGUGAAACAUCCCUGCGUGUUUUAUAGCAGCCUGCAGAUUUUUACUUUCUACUCUUUGUUUAUAAAAGAAAGUUUGUGGUAGACUUCACUGAGCUCGAUAUUAACACGGUAGUUUCUGGAAAAUUGCUCGUCCUUGACCCUCGGCGGCUGGGCUGAGAGCAGGGCCGCAAGUCAGGAAGUAGGACGGAGCCCCCAGCCCGGGCAGCAGCGUCUCGGCCGUGCACUCCGUCUCAGAUGUGCUGGGAGAAGCCACGCACUGUAGCCUCAAGGGGACCAUAACGUCCGAGUGCCUUAAUCACUAACCAGUUUCCAGUCAGGGCUUUAAUACACGCUUUUGUUGAAUAUG